AUGUCGGCCGCCGCGCGCAGACGCCAGGCAGCCGGGGCGCCGCGACAAGGCCCCGCUGGCGGAGAUGAGGAGCCGGGCAUGGCGGCCCCGAGCCUCAGCGUCUGCCUCAAGCUGCUGGCGGCGGCGCUUUACGGGUUCAGCUCCUUCCUCAUCGUGGUGGUGAACAAGAGCGUCCUCACCAGCUACGGAUUUCCCUCCUCACUAUGUGUUGGACUAGGCCAGAUGGUGGCCACGGUGACUGUGCUUUGGGUGGGAAAGGCGCUCAGGGUGGUGAAGUUUCCAGACUUUGACAGAAAUAUACCUCGAAAGACGUUUCCACUACCUUUUCUAUAUUUUGGGAACCAAAUCACAGGACUGUUCAGCACAAAGAAACUGAACUUGCCAAUGUUCACGGUUCUGAGAAGGUUUUCUAUUCUGUUUACAAUGUUUGCUGAAGGAAUUUUACUCAAGAAGAAAUUUUCUUGGGGCAUUCAAAUGACAGUGUUUGCAAUGAUAAUUGGUGCAUUUGUAGCUGCUAGUGCUGACUUGGCGUUUGAUCUAGAAGGAUAUAUUUUUAUCCUGAUUAAUGAUGUCUUGACAGCUGCAAAUGGUGCAUAUGUAAAACAGAAACUGGAUUCAAAGGAGCUGGGAAAGUAUGGUCUCCUUUAUUACAAUGCACUGUUUAUGAUUCUUCCCACCUUGGCCAUAGCCUAUUUCACAGGAGAUGUGCAAAAGGCAGUGGAAUAUAAAGGCUGGGCAGAUACACUCUUCGUUAUACAGUUUACACUCUCAUGUGUAAUGGGGUUUAUUUUGAUGUACUCCACAGUUCUUUGCACUCAGUAUAAUUCUGCUCUUACAACUACAAUAGUUGGCUGUAUUAAGAAUAUAUUAAUAACCUAUAUCGGAAUGUUUUUUGGAGGAGACUAUAUUUUCACAUGGACAAACUUCAUUGGGUUAAAUAUCAGUAUUGCUGGAAGCCUGGUGUAUUCUUACAUCACUUUUACAGAAGAGCAAUUGAACAAGCAGUCUGAAGCUACUAUCAAGAUGGAUAUUAAAGGAAAAAGCUCAGUAUGACCAGGGGAUUACUUAUAAGAAGUAACUCCUUGUUUUUAUUCAACGCUCACUGGCAGUAUACAGUAAAAAUAUUACAAUGUGGGUGUCUUAUGGAAUAAUGCUGGUACUCUGCAUUUGCACAAUCUAAAUAUGCUGCCUUUUUAAAAUUUUUAUUAAAAAGAGAUUUAUAAUUGACUGCA
Gopherus flavomarginatus (Mexican gopher tortoise) is the source of this 1232-nucleotide messenger RNA. RefSeq names its product solute carrier family 35 member D1 (gene SLC35D1). Gene Ontology annotation, molecular function: GDP-fucose transmembrane transporter activity; antiporter activity. The coding region runs from base 1 to 1053 and encodes 350 amino acids. NCBI's taxonomy places the organism in Eukaryota, Metazoa, Chordata, Testudines, Testudinidae. Gene Ontology annotation, cellular component: Golgi apparatus. The transcript has 12 exons. The record is from RefSeq and is a predicted model, not a curated record.